Drosophila novamexicana is the source of this 1861-nucleotide messenger RNA. Its product is annotated as N-acetyl-D-glucosamine kinase. The record is from RefSeq and is a predicted model, not a curated record. NCBI's taxonomy places the organism in Eukaryota, Metazoa, Arthropoda, Insecta, Diptera, Drosophilidae. Bases 167 to 1219 code for a protein of 350 amino acids. Gene Ontology annotation, molecular function: N-acetylglucosamine kinase activity. The transcript is spliced from 5 exons.
UUUAAAUAACAAUGCAACAGUCUCAAAACAAUAUUUUGUGUGUGGGCAUCAAAGCGUCUAGACGUGAAAGCCGUAACAGUUGCUCAGUUAGCGGGAUUUAAUCGAGUGCCCCGUUAAGAGGCUACAACAAAUACAAACACCACGCGGCAAAAGUUCAACAAUUAAAAUGAGAUAUUUUGGCGGCAUUGAAGGCGGUGCAACGCACUCGCAUUUGGUCAUCUGUGAUGAGAGCGGCGAGUCUGUGGGCACGGCCAGUGGGCUGGGGACAAAUCAUUGGGGCAUCGGCAUACCGACAUGUGCACGCCGCAUUGCCGACAUGGUGGAGCGUUGCAAGGAUGAGGCCAAGAUACCAAAGGACACACCACUGACGAGCCUGGGCCUGAGUUUAAGCGGCUGUGAGCAGGAGGCUACCAAUCGUGAGCUGGAGCAGGAGCUGCGCAGCACAUAUCCCAAACUGGCCGAGAGCUAUGCCGUCUCGAGCGAUACCAUGGGCAGCAUGUUUACCGCCUCCUCCAUCGGCGGCAUGGUGCUCAUCUCCGGCACGGGCUCCAAUUGCCUGCUGCGCAAUCCGGACGGCAGCACGGCCAACUGCGGCGGCUGGGGUCAUUUUCUCGGGGACGAGGGCAGCGCUUGGUACAUAUCAUAUCGGGCCAUCAAGCUGGUCUUCGACGACAUGGAUAACCUGGAGAAGUCGCCGCAGCCCAUCGAGAAGACCUGGGCGCUCAUCCGCGAGCAUUUUAGCAUAGAGACACGCUACGAUAUGCUGCCGCAUUGCUAUGCCAAAUUCGACAAGCCCUUCUUUGCCAAUCUGUGCAAGAAGCUCGCCCAGAAUGCGGAAGCCGGCGACAAGCUGGCCCUGUCGCUCUUCCAUGAGGCCGGUGUGCUGUUGGCGCGCAUGAUUAAAUCGCUGCUGCCCAAGGUGCACAGGGAUCUGGUCAAGUCCGGCGAUCUGAGCGUCGUCUGUGUGGGCUCUGUGUGGAGCAGCUGGAACCUGCUGCAGGAGGCUUUCAUCAAGGAGAUCUCGAAGAUGCACAUCGACUACAAUCUCAAGCUGGUGCGCAUCACCAAGAGCAGUGCCUACGGCGCCUGCUACCUGGGCGCCGACAGUGCCAAAUUCGAUUUGCCGCGCAACUAUGCCGAUAACUUUACGGUUCUGCACAUCCAUCCGGGCGGCAGUCCGCCAAAAAACGGGCUACCAAUUAAAGCCUGCGACUGUUAGCGUAACAUAAUUGUAUUACUCCAGGCAUUCCAAAACUGUUCAGUGAAUAAAACAAACAUAUAUACAAAUCAAAAAUGUUGUGGGCUCAGCUUUUUCUAGGUAGAAAGAAAUGAUUGAUUAAUAAAUUAUAAAAUACAGACAUAUAUAUAAUGUAGAUAGACAAUUAUAUUCCUCGAGCCAGAUAAAAACCCAGCUUAUAAGGGUUUUGUUAGAAAUACGUAUGAAAAUUUUAUUCGAUAAAGUUCAUUGUAUUAGAUUUAUGUUUAUAUAUAUAUAUAACGUAUAUAUAGUCAAUUCUGUUACAUAUGGAAAUAUGCUCGGGCAUAUAAAUAAUUUAAUUUAUAUGCGCGCUGGCUAAUUGGCUGUUUUACUUGUUAUUUAAUACUCUUUCGUUUUUCUUUAUUUUUUAAAAACUGUUUUGUAGCGUUUAAAGCCAAUUUAUUCAUUGCCCAUUUGUCAAUUCUUUGGCUAAUUUGAUUCUCGCAUAAUUAAUGGUUUUUUCUCGUUUCUAUUUUAGUAAUUAACUGAGCUGCACAUUAGAAAAAUUGUAGCGUGGAAUUUUGUUAAAUCUAUAAAUCUAGAGCAGCGUAUAAUUUGCAUAAUUCAAUAUACAUAAUGUGUAGAGUAUAUACCACAAAAAAA